AUGAUUUCCCAGGUACUGCCGUCAUGGCUCACGGCCGCUCUGGCACUCUUCUCCUUUUUCUCGCUACUUCUCCCCGCCAACGCCCUCUACUUCUAUGUUGACGGCCGCCAAACAAAGUGCUUCUUCGAGGACCUCCCCAAGGACACUCUGGUUGCGGGCAAAUUCGACACCCAAGUGAUCAACCCCAACACCGGCGUCUUCGCAGUCGAUCACAACCUGAAGGUCCAGAUCACCGUCGAGGAGACCUUCGACAAUGACCACCGUGUCGUGAACAAGCGCGAGAAUCACUCCGGCCGCUUCACCUUCUCCGCCGCCGACGCCGGCCAACACCGCAUCUGCUUCAUGGCCGACACCGAGGUCGCGACUACUGGGUGGCUGUCGAACAGCCAGGGUGCUGUCCGUGUUGGUCUGGACAUGGCCAUUGGCGAGACGAGCAAGAUCGAAACCGAGGACAAGGAUAAGAUGAAGGAUAUCGUGCAACGGGUUAAGGAUCUGAACAGCCGCUUGCAUGACAUUCGUCGCGAGCAGGUGUACCAACGGGAACGCGAGGCCGAGUUCCGUGAUCAGUCCGAGACUACCAACUCCCGUGUCGUGCGUUGGACUCUCAUCCAGCUAGCCGUCCUCUCUGCCGCUUGCGCCUGGCAGCUCUCCCACCUGCGGUCCUUCUUCAUCAAGCAGAAGCUGACUUAA
Penicillium argentinense is the source of this 690-nucleotide messenger RNA. RefSeq names its product p24 family protein. Lineage: Eukaryota; Fungi; Ascomycota; Eurotiomycetes; Eurotiales; Aspergillaceae. Bases 1 to 690 code for a protein of 229 amino acids. Gene Ontology annotation, biological process: Golgi organization; intracellular protein transport; endoplasmic reticulum to Golgi vesicle-mediated transport. The transcript is spliced from 3 exons. Gene Ontology annotation, cellular component: endoplasmic reticulum-Golgi intermediate compartment; COPII-coated ER to Golgi transport vesicle; Golgi apparatus. The record is from RefSeq and is a predicted model, not a curated record.